This is a messenger RNA of Naegleria gruberi, 558 nucleotides long. RefSeq lists its product as uncharacterized. The transcript has a single exon. NCBI's taxonomy places the organism in Eukaryota, Heterolobosea, Eutetramitea, Acrasida, Naegleriidae. The coding region runs from base 1 to 558 and encodes 185 amino acids. The record is from RefSeq and is a predicted model, not a curated record.
AUGUCUUCAUGGUGUGGAGAACCUGCUGCUAUUACUUUAGAUUUUCCACCGUUAAAGGCUUCAUCAUCACUCACCAAUAAAUUACACAAUACCAGUCUCUCCCGAGCGAAAUAUCUUUCCUUAACAAAGACUUUAUUUCGAUCGAAUUUAUGCACGACGGGCAGUUUGAGACAGGAUCAGAAUUUUAUAAUGCAAAUGGUAGAGAAGAAUUCAUACAUUCUUGGCCAUGCCUAUGCUAAUGGAAAAAGGUAUAUUCAUAAUCUUUAUCGGAAUACUCCAGAGAAUUAUGGAAUUGAACAAACUGUGAAUCAACAACAAGAGGAUGAAUCAAAGGAGAGAGCGCUCAAGUUGAUAGAGGAAUAUUGUGUAAACUAUGUAAAACUGAGUGAAACGUUAAAAAACGAUAUUGAUAUUUGUUUGGCUUGUUUGAGGAAUAAUGGAUUUUAUUAUGUUUUUCAAAAUUCACAAAAUAGUCAAAAUAAGGAGCUUAUUGAGAGAGCAGUUAGAGAGAUUUCAGAAUUAACCUUUUUUAUGCAAAGCAUUGUGAUAAAGCUUUAG